Molecule: messenger RNA, 5476 nt
Organism: Hipposideros armiger (great roundleaf bat)
Lineage: Eukaryota; Metazoa; Chordata; Mammalia; Chiroptera; Hipposideridae
Gene: MXD1
Product: MAX dimerization protein 1
Exons: 6
Coding region: 247-912 (221 amino acids)
Biological process (GO): negative regulation of transcription by RNA polymerase II
Molecular function (GO): RNA polymerase II cis-regulatory region sequence-specific DNA binding; protein dimerization activity; DNA-binding transcription factor activity, RNA polymerase II-specific
Source: RefSeq, a predicted model, not a curated record
GCGGGGGGAUGGUGAGUCGGGAUAAACACUCGGCGGCGGUGGUGACUGCUGCUCUUCUCUGGGUUCUGUCACGGUGUUGACGGUGCCCAGCUCACCAGCCCCCUCCCCCUUCCUGCGAGCGUGAUCGCCAGAGAGGCUCUCUCAACCCUGCUCUGCCGGGUCCACAGAGGGGCGCGGGUGUCCGGCGGCGGCGGCGAGCCCGUGGGCAGUGGGGGUUGGUCCCGUGGCUCCGGCCCCCGGUGCAGAAUGGCGGCGGCGGUUCGGAUGAACAUCCAGAUGCUGCUGGAGGCGGCCGACUACCUGGAGCGGCGGGAGAGAGAAGCUGAACAUGGUUAUGCCUCCAUGUUACCAUACAAUAACAAGGACAGAGGUGCCUUAAAACGGAGGAACAAAUCCAAGAAGAAUAACAGCAGUAGCAGAUCAACUCACAAUGAAAUGGAGAAGAAUAGACGGGCCCAUCUUCGCUUGUGCCUGGAGAAGUUGAAGGGGCUAGUGCCACUUGGUCCCGAAUCAAAUAGACACACUACGCUGAGUUUAUUAACAAAAGCCAAAUUGCACAUAAAGAAACUUGAAGAUUGUGACAGAAAAGCCAUUCACCAAAUCGACCAGCUUCAGCGAGAGCAGCGACACCUGAAGAGGCAGCUGGAGAAACUGGGCAUCGAGAGGAUACGGAUGGACAGCAUCGGCUCCACAGUGUCCUCGGAGCGCUCAGACUCCGACAGGGAAGAAAUCGAUGUGGACGUUGAAAGCACAGACUAUCUCACGGGUGAGUUGGACUGGAGCAGCAGCAGUGUGAGUGAUUCUGACGAGCGGGGUAGCACGCAGAGCCUCGGCAGUGACGAGGGCUACGCCAGCGCCAGCAUCAAGAGAAUAAAGCUCCAGGACCAUCACAAGACGUGUCUUGCUCUAUAAGAGAGAGUGGUCGCUUCGGCUGCCCCCCCGGAUGGUUCUCCCUGUCGGAUCUGAUUAGGUAGUGUAUUGGACCUGCCCACAAUCCCCUUGCACGUCAACUUCAGUGUACCACCUCUACCAAAAUCAGCUUUGUAAACGUUUUCAAGGAAGUGCUUAGGAUUGUGGGUUUCUGAUUGCAUCCACUAGCUUCUCUCUCUCUCCAUAAAAAUUCGUCUCUGGGAGACUGUACAUUCCAAUCAAUUUGAAACACCCAAGGGUUCUUAGACCGAAGAAGCAACUUUCACAUCUCAGCCAUUUCCUGCCCGCCCUCCCCCCUUUAUUCACCGUCCCCACAUAGCCUACCAGACCUUGCUUAAAGUUUUCUGGCUUACCAUGUUUCUUGCCUAGCAGAAAUGUACAAAUGUGUCUUGUGCUUAGGAAACUGAAGGAAACAAACUUCUAAAGCUGAGAUCCUGAUCUCAGAACUCCAAAGUAAGCCUUGAAAGCGGCAUUUAAGAGCACUUAACCGUGGACCUCACCCCCGUGAGGCGUCAGGAAUACCUCCAGAAAACAUCCCCCCACCCCCAGGCUCCUUCCCCACCCUGCGUGUGGAUGGGAGCAGUUCUCACUCUAAAAUGGACACCUGGUGAGCAGGUCUUUGGGGUGGCACAGCUGAUAAACGUUCCAGUAUUGUUUGUUCUCGCAAACAAAACGGUACAAUCUAUUUUCUGUGCGACAUGCUUGGGACCGCUUUGUGUAUGGCUGUCCCCAAGGCCAUUGCCCCUCAAAGUUUGUUCUGCUACUUGUCUCUGGAACAUUUUUUUUUCCUACCUCAGAGAUAAAUGAGAUCUCCAUUCCCCACUUAACACAAAGUGAUUCUGCCUCUUUUUUUCCCCCCUGAAUAAGUGACAUUUGGUCCAAUUCUAAUCUAUUUUCCUAUUUAACUUUCAGCAAUAACUGAGCUUUGGCGCUAGCUGAGCUAGUGGCCACCAUCAGUGAAAGAAAAAGUCCACAUUUCUACUGUGUUGCAGGUGAACAGGAGGGGAUGGUACCGUGUUACUGGAAUCCCUCUCCUUAUUAUUUUUGGACACACCCGGAAACUUCUUUAUGGAGGCUUUUGGGUUGAUAGUGUGAAAGGCUGAUUUUCCUUUUGGGUUAUGAUUUCUCCCUUAAGUGGUCUCCCACUUUGUAGCAUUUUUAUUUAAGCUAAAACAGAGCACAUGUAUAUGUACAUAAGACACAUUAAAUCUAUAAAUACUAUUUAUUCAUUUUAUAUAAAUUAAUGUAAUGGAAAACAAAUUCUUAUGACUUUGUGCUUUUAUAGAUGUUCUAGAAACUUUGUAUGUAGGUAUCUACCAAAUUGGUUCAUUCCCCUUAAUAUUUUUGAGGUCUUGGUGUUUUCAGCCUCUGGCAAAUCUUUUUCAUUGAAUUUGAACCAUUUGUAAAAUCUGUGACGCUGAAACAGAGUGUAUGUCACAAAGUGAUGAGAACAUUCCUAAAACCCACAGACGCACUGCAACCUAAGGGCUCAACGGCUGAACCAGUCGCGGACGGCCACCCCGUGCUCCCCACUGGCCUGUGGUCUCUAGCACCCAAUGGCCUCGCAACGCCUCCAACCCUCACCCCCCGCCCCCGCCACCUUCCACACAACCAAACGUUCAAAUGCACUCUACACGGAAGCUCAUUCUAGAUAUGAGGAGCAGUGUAAACAAAGCAAGAUUACUUCUGUGUGUUUCUCUUUUUCAUGAUUCUUUAACGCAUUAAAAUCAAAAUUAAAUUGGAAGUAGUGGAUUGCUAAAUGAUCCCAAAGUCAUAUGGUAUAACUCUUGUUUUUGUUUUGUUCUGGUUUUUUUUUCCCCUUCAUUUCAGCUUUGGGUGGGGGAAAGGGGCAGGUGACACAAAGGAUUUUUUUACUGUUGGAAUCUUUUCCAAUUACCAGCUGAAGAUUUGCACUGAAAUACAACUUGUAUGCCUUUUGCAUUUUUAAAGCCUGCUUCCUGAAUUUAAGCAGAGUGAUAGUGUUCAAAGAGCCAGCUCAGCCUGUAACAUGUUUGAAAAAGAUAAGUCUGCACUUUGAGGUCCCUUUCGAAUGCCAUUCGCUAGACCUCUCAAGCAUUUUGUUUAAUUGCUACGUUCAAGCGCCUCACAAGUCCAUGAUGCUAGAUGCUGGAUGGCAUCGAAAACUCAAGACUUUGGGAAAAGCUUGUGGGCUUGCAUUUGGGGGAGGGGAGGGAACAAAAUCUGUGUAUUUGUUUGUUUAAUUUAGAAAUAAGGCAUCUGAGAGGUGCCAUUCUCUGUGUUUUAAUUGUUGUGCCUUUGAGUUAAAUUGCAUUUUUGUCUUUUGGUUGAAAUAUGAAAUGUACUGUCCCAAUAUAAAACAGUAAUUAUUUGACCUUUGCACUGUUUGUCUGGUCCUUUUCAAUUUGACUGCAUAGAAAUGUGGAACUUGAUAGAUCGCUAUAUUUUUAAUGCACUUGUGAUAAAUAAACUGACACCAGGGUUAGACAUUACCUUCAAAGCUCGAGGUAAACGGAAUCAGCAUGCUAGACGGGCCUCUCUCUGACCAAAACUGUAACCCUCAGGACCAGCAAACUCAGCCCAAGGCGGCUAAUCUCACCUCCCCAUGCGGCUGAUCAGCAGCCCUGAUUCGCCAAUCUGCCCUCGUUCACUGAUCUACCAGCGUGACUUACGAGCUGUACUGUCUUUUUGGUUGUUUAGGGGUUUGGGGGGUUUUUUUUAAGCAAAAUGGAAAACCUUUCUAUUAGGGUUGUUGUGGGGAGGGGAUGGGCAAAGAUAAACCCCAGCCUUUAAGACUUUGACAAUUGUACGUAAAUAGAGAUGUGUAUAAAUAUAGGCACAUGCAUAUUUUUAUGUGAAAAUGGAUUUUAAAGAGCUAAAAAGAAAUCUAAGCCACACUCUUGUUGACACCAUUGCAAUGCAAAUGGGAAAAUAAGAGUACGUAGUCCAAUUUAAUUGUAUGCAGUGAGAAAAUAUAUAUGUGUGCUUCUGGUAACAUCCCAGAGAACAUAGCUGUCCAUGCCUGUUGGCUUAGGAUGGCAGGCUGAGCACCCAGGGUGUUUUGCUUUGGGUUUUCUUUUGCUAAGCAGAGAUCUUGAAUUCAUCAAGGUGCUGAUAGCGACUGCUGACACCUUUCUCUAGUCAUAGACAUCUAACGCUAGUUAGUGAUUCAGAGAGCAUCACGUUUUUGAGCAGGACCUAGAUUCUUCUGUCAGCCCAAGACUGAAACAAGGGCAGUGCCCACUCAACACUGAGCACAAUGUGGGCCUUGACCCUGCCAUCGGCCACGGGAGUGGUUUGGGUUUUUUUAAGGCGGGCAUUUUCCUUUAACCUCUCUCUACUUGUUUCGAAAGAAACAGAGGGACCUUACCUGGGUCCCAAUGGGCCUCUCUCCUCCAUCCCCAAAGUGGCCAAGAGCAAAUCCUAGGGUGUGAAAAAAAAAAAGUAUAAACUAGGUAGGAUUGUGAUGCUCAAAAUAACUGUCUAGCAAUAUCUUGGGGCUUGCUAAGGGAUGUUAUGGGCUUUUUUUGUUGCCUCACCCCCAUCCUUUAAAGAGAAAACUUAUUUUUGCAAAGUCUAUCCAUACACAUUAUUAUUUAGGCUUUUUAUACCAUGCUGUAUUGGCAAGAAUACCACUUUUAUUGUGCUUCACAAUCUAUUGCCCUGAAUCUCAGUCUUGUUUCCUCAAGUUUGUCUUCCCCCUUUACCUGCUCUGCGCGUUGAGCACCAGGAAGUCAAAGGCUGCCAAGCCGUAUCCUGCAUGGCAAUCUAUUUUUCUAUGUCUAAGGAUGAAUGCAUUAUGUUUAGGUAGCUGGCUAUUACUGAUUUUAAAAAUCCUUCCUGGGAGAAGACCCAAAGGCCCUUUAGAUGAGGUGGUCUUUCCCAUUCUACAUGCGCUCUUUGUUUUGAAGAUGCCUGGGGAAGGGGGGAGGGGGGAGUGCAAUAUGUGAUUUAUCAUGACUUUCAUUAAUAUUACAUGGGUGAUUUUCUUACACUAUAUUCUUCUGAAAGAAGAAAGAAUUGUCUAGCACUGCUAGAGUCAGCUAUUGAAUGGCUGAAGAAAUUGAGUGUCUUCAUCUUCUCUCAAAAAAAUCAUACAGUGAGAAUUAGUAAGGCACUCAAUUCUAAGACUUAACCAGAUUUUUAAAUUUUAAUUUCUUAAUUUCUUUUGGAGGGGGGGUCUGGGCAGGAGGGCUGAGGGGGCAUUCUUUAUUUUAGCUUUUCCCUGAGAACCAGACUUGCCUUUACCCCCAGUCCCUACAAUUGGUGCUCUGGGACUGUCGCGUUAACCAUCGAUGUUGGCGGCCAUCUUCCUAGUGGUAAACACAGCCUAAGCAGGGAGCAGCAGAUGAGAGAGUAUACAAUUCUGUUUCCAGAUGUUUCUUUAUGUAAAUACGACGCCAAUGUAAAUCCUGUGUCAAGACAUAGAGAAUGGUGCUUUUUACUACAUUUAGCACAUGCAUUUUUAGAACAACCACAUGUUUUAGAGAAUCUUUGCUGUGUACAUGUAAACUUCUGUAUUGUUCAACCGUUUAACAAAUAAUAAAUUAUUUCAUUAUGAAAGAAA